AUGAGAAAUGAGAUAGAUCCCAAUGAAAAUGAGAUAUAUCAAUCCUUAGAAACAUUUGAAAAAAAACUGUUCGUUUUAAAGAAUAACCGGCAUGAGGUUCAAUUACCAUGGAAAAGAGAUUGGGGAGAGCUUAAUAAUAACUUCAUCGUUACAAAAAAGCGACUUAAUUUACUUAUGCGUAGACUUCAAAAAGAUACAAAUCUUCAUUUGCAGUAUAUUGAAACUUUAACGGACUAUGAAAAUAAGAAUAAUAUAGAGAAAGUUAGAUGUCCUAAGGAACCUGUUGAUAAGCCUGUGUUCUAUUUGCCACAUCAACUAGUUUUUAUAGAGAAAAGUGCAACUACAAAAAUAAGAAUAGUAUUUGAUGCAAGUCCAGUCAUAACUUUAAGCAUUUAA
This is a messenger RNA of Stegodyphus dumicola, 396 nucleotides long. RefSeq lists its product as uncharacterized. The record is from RefSeq and is a predicted model, not a curated record. NCBI's taxonomy places the organism in Eukaryota, Metazoa, Arthropoda, Arachnida, Araneae, Eresidae.